AUGAAUGGGGUUAUUAACCAAAACGUCAGGACUGCGGCAGACGAGGAUAAUGUCGAUCACAUCGGUGUUGAUACUCCUCGAUCCGGCGUAGCUACUCCUCAACCCGAUCUACAGGACAAACGCUUGCCCAGUAUCAUGAGUUACUUUGGCCAGGUUCGUAAUUAUCCUUCUGCGCCUUCGUCAGAUCCCAAUUCGUCUCAGAGCGGUACCACUCUAGACGGGAUUCUAGUUCAAACCGCUCCACCUACCGACCUGCAGUUGCAGGUACACCCUGAGGGCUCUACUCGCGGCUGUGACUCUUCGGCUUUUGAUCGUUCGCCUCUUCAACAUGAGAGCCUUGAUCGCAUGCCAAGUACCACGCAGCGCGAUGAGCAUAACCUUUCAAACCCCUACCCAACCCCACCCACAUCUCAGCCCUCGUCUUCGGGGGGUUCUAUCUCCCAGGACAUGAUUUCUGCCGACUCAGGGGCCCAUGGCAGGGCUGCUGUCGAGCCUAAGUCUCUUACACAGCAGGCACAAUCCAAGAAACCCACAGCCUCGCCCUUCACCACCACCCACUUUCAAACUUCUGAUGACCCAUCACUACCUGAACUUGACUCCUCCAUAAACGCAGCACAUACCAAAGACUCCAUUCAGCCCUCGCACCCCGAACCUGGUGCUGCAAGUUCAGACAAUUCUGAAGUUGCUGCCCCCGGCAAGUGGAAUAUUCUUAAUGGACUCAAGGAGCUAACUCGUAUGACGUUUAAGAGCGGCAACUCGACUCCUACUCGAGCAAUGUCGGCUGCACGACCUUCUGCCUCUGAGAGGGCCCCCUCCUCCGGGAGAACCAGCCACGAUAGCGCUGAAGUCAGCGGCGCCCAGACUCCCAGGAGCUCUGGCGGUGCCCAGGCACCUGCUGCCAAGGGUAAACUAACAAUCAAGAUCAAUGAGGCCCGAGGACUCAGGAAGAGUCGGGACCCUUAUGUUGUUAUUGUUUUUCAACGUAGUGAGCUCAUCUCAGGCGGCCCCCACCACAUUGAUGAGGAAGACAACCUCAGCAUCGAACCACCCCCCGCUCAUGGUGGCAUCGCCAUCCAACGAUCAGGAAGUGAUUCAGGUCGUCCCUUGGCCAUUCCCAUGAGAAGCAGACAGAGCAGUAACACCAGUAUUCAUGAUCACGGUGGCUCAGUCCGCACCCGGUCUGGGCAGCUAUCCUUCACCAACCCAAAGUGGGAUGCGGAAGCAGAGUUCGACGUGGUAGACUAUGAUAUGCUUGUUGAUGUCUCAGUAUAUGAUCAUGGGGCAUCAGGAGAUGAGUUUCUCGGUCAUGUUGACUUCCGGGCCAGCAAAGAUCCUGGUACUACUGUCGAGGGUUGGUUCCAGCUUCAGGGUCAUGCUGAUACUAUGGCUGAGAAGGCGCCGACCGGCGAAAUCUUCCUCGAGGCCAUCUACCACAGGGCUGAGAAGAAGCAGUUUGGCCCACAGGAUUUCGACAUCCUUAAGCUUAUUGGCAAGGGCACCUUUGGUCAGGUGUACCAAGUGCGAAAGAAGGAUACUCAGCGCAUCUAUGCCAUGAAGGUUCUGCAGAAGAAGGUCAUUGUACAGAAGAAGGAGGUCGCGCACACUGUGGGCGAGCGAAAUAUCCUGGUCCGCACAGCCAUGUCCGACUCACCUUUCAUCGUCGGUCUCAAAUUCUCUUUCCAAACACCAUCCGAACUGUACCUGGUCACCGACUACAUGUCUGGAGGUGAACUUUUCUGGCAUUUGCAGAAGGAGGGUCGGUUCGAUGAGAAGCGAGCCAAGUUUUACAUCGCCGAGUUGAUCUUGGCCAUUCAGCACCUUCACAAUAACGAUAUUGUGUACCGAGAUUUGAAGCCCGAGAACAUCCUUUUGGACGCAAAUGGUCAUAUCGCCUUGUGCGACUUUGGUCUCUCCAAGGCCAACCUUACGAAGAACGACACAACCAACACAUUCUGUGGAACUACCGAAUAUCUUGCACCCGAAGUUUUGCUGGAUGAAUCUGGCUACACCAAGAUGGUGGAUUUCUGGUCGCUCGGUGUCUUGGUAUUCGAGAUGUGUUGCGGCUGGAGCCCAUUCUAUGCCGAAGAUACACAGCAGAUGUAUAAGAAUAUUGCUUUCGGUAAGGUGAGGUUCCCACGGGACACCCUCUCUCAGGAAGGAAGGAACUUUGUCAAGGGACUCCUUAACCGAAACCCCAAGCACAGAUUGGGUGCAACUGAUGAUGCCGAGGAGUUGAAGAGACACCCCUUCUUUGCUGACGUGGACUGGACAUUACUUACCAAGAAGCUCAUCACUCCUCCUUUCAAGCCCAAAUUGAAGUCCGAGACAGAUGUCUCAUAUUUCGAUCCAGAGUUCACGACUGCUCUGGAUCAGAAUGGCUCUUUAAACGAGCGUGCUGCUGCGUUGGCGCGGGGCUACGCCGCCUCAACACCUCUAUCUCCAUCUGUCCAAGCCAACUUCCAGGGCUUCACAUUUGUUGAUGAGAGUGCACUUGACGACCACAUGCGAGAUCGAGCAGGGCUUGUUGACGAAGAUAUGGAUGAUGGAAACGGUCAUGGCCGCAGACACCGCGAUAACGACGAUUGGGAUAAUCUUGACGACAUUGACCUCAGGAAGGCAAACCGGAUGAGUGGGGUCGUGAAGACUGGGCACGACGAGCACAUGGUGGGGGGUUCUCAUUUUGACGUAUAA
This is a messenger RNA of Fusarium venenatum, 2691 nucleotides long. Its product is annotated as kinase-like domain-containing protein. Lineage: Eukaryota; Fungi; Ascomycota; Sordariomycetes; Hypocreales; Nectriaceae. The record is from RefSeq and is a predicted model, not a curated record. Gene Ontology annotation, molecular function: ATP binding; protein serine/threonine kinase activity. Gene Ontology annotation, cellular component: cytoplasm; nucleus. Gene Ontology annotation, biological process: protein phosphorylation.